UGACAGAGUGAUUUUAUCACAGAUCCAAACUGAUUUUAUUCAGAAUUGUAUAUUCAUAACUAGUUACUCUUCAUUGUGUCUUCUCAAAUAGUACAGCCUAAACCAGGCACGUCCAACAUAUGGCCUGCUGUCUGCUCAUCCUGUCCUGAGGCCAUCUUCUGACCCACUCUCAUCAUCAUGGCAGCUUUGCCUCACCAAGUGGCCUGGCCCAGCCCAGGGCAUGCACCCAUCACUGACUGCCAAUGGAACAUUGAUGCAAUACUGAUCUACUCCAGGCUGAAAUAAGGAGGUGGAAGGGUACACUGCAGUGCUAACUCAAGUUAUGGCAAAUAAGUUUAUGGAUUCUGACACAGUGGCUGAACACAGUCCUGUGAGCAGCAAAAACUGCGCAGCUGUGCUUUCUGUUUUGGAAAAGGAAUUUGAGAACAGAUUUCAAGACCGCCAAAAUAUCACCAAUUUUUUGUUUCAUUUGUGACUCCAUUUUCAGUUGACAUAGAUACAUUACUUGUGAACUUUGUUACUUACAUACGCUAACUAUAUAAUGUAUUUUAUAACUGUUGCUCUGAAAUUAAUGCCUCCUGUUUUAUGAUACUGUCCCAUGACGUCAGCAGAAGAUAUUGUAUGCAUGGCAGUGGGGGCUGAACCUUCCCACCAAUAUUCCACAUUGUUGCCGUGUGACAGAUGGCAGCAGAGGGGCAGUCGGACAAAAUGGCUUUGACAUGGAAGUUCAUACGAAGCAAAGGUGUGGCACUGAAUUUCUUCACAUGGAAAAAAUUGCACCCACUGACAUUCAUCAGUGUUUGCUCAGUGUUUAUGGAGACCAAACAGUGAGCACAGUAAGGCAGUGUGUGGUGCAUUUCAGCAGUGGUGACAGUGACAGUGGGUCACCUUCACCGAUGCAGAUUUUUUACGAGCACAGCAUGCAGGCUCUUGUUCAUCACUGGUUAAAAUGCACAGUUUGUGGUGGUGGCUAUGUUGAAAAACAUAGAGAGAAUUUGCUCCAUCAAAUAGAGUUACUGUGCUCUUUGUAUUGGUUGUAGUUUCCAUGGAAAUAACUAGGAAGCAUUACUUUCAGAGCAACCUUCAUAAAUGCAGCACAAAACAGUUCCUCUUCACUCCAUGUGGCCCAAGCACACCAACAGGCUGGACACUCAUGGUCUAUCAAGUCAGUGUCCAACUUUUUGUUUUACUUUGGCCGCAUGAAGUGAAGAGGAACCAUCUCAGGCCAUACACAAAAUAUUUAAUAUUAUGUUAAUGUAUAUGAGUAACAAAACUUCUUUUUAAAAAUUAAAACAUAAAAAAGAGGGCAGAGAACCAUUGAACUGGUGGGUUGGAUACGUAUGGUUUAGAGCUUGAAGUCCUUAAUGGGUGAACUUGUUCUGCCACAGCUUCAGGAUAUGAACCUCAGCUCUUUUCUCUGCUUCUCAGCUUUUUCCCCAUAUAAAAUGGUGGCAUUCUUUCUCUUCUGGCAGACUUGGCCAUGCAGUUUUUUCAUGUCUCAGAUUUCUGAUGGUGGAUUAUUACAAGUUAAUGGUAUUAAUUACACCAUAAAUGUUCAUCCAGAGGGUAAUAAUUAAUUAUCAAAGGGCUUGUUUUGUGCUAGGCUGAAAUAGAUCAUUAGGUAAUUUAUUAUGACUAGUAAAAUAUGUUAACUCAAUCAAUUUUUGCAGAUCUGUUUUACAAUUCAGUGUCAAUGGAAUGUAAUUUUCAAACCUGUACUUAAGUACAUUCAGCAAUAGGGCAGAUACAAACCCCGCAGCCAAAUGCUACAGUGAGAUUCCUCAGCACAGACACAUGGCUAAGAGCUUUUAGCUUUCCUUCAUGGAGAAUUACAUACAGACUGAAAUAUUUGGCUGGUGUGAUCUGCCUGGUUUGGUCUUUGCAUCUUAAUAGAAAUACAAGAAGUGCAUUCAGGAGCACCGUGAAAGCUGUCCACAGUCCCUCAUGGGGCUAAAGCUACAUCUCACCAAACUGUAAGUGUAAAUAGGCCAUGUGCUGGGCAGGAAAAAUCUGUGGCAUCAUGUUUGAAUUCACUUUUUUGGCUGCUUUGCCAUCCUCGAAGGAGGCAGUGAGUCCAACAAUGCAACUCAGUUUUCAAAAGGGAUAAAUGAAGCACUCCAGGGUAACAGUUAGUGCAACAGUAUUUCCUAAUGAGCAUAAUGACUUCCCUUAGAGACAAGAAAAAUAAGCUAUGCCAAAGAUCAGUCAGGUUUUCCUCUCUUUGUCCCACUCCUCUAUGAAUCAGAAAGACCCAUUUUCCAUCCUAAAACCAACGGUGCCCCUGCAGAGCUGGUACUCAAGCAGGGCAGAAGAACAACUUCAGUGACUCUUCUUCUGCCGUGCUGAAUGACUUGACAGAGCAACUGGCUCAAAUAAGAAAAUACUUGUGGCCUCUGUGGCUAUUUUUUCCCCAGUAGUUCUGGCCCUUAUAAGCAACCUAUGUAUUAGGUCCUCUAUGCUCAGCCUUAACUCUCUGGUUCCCUACAUCCAGCCUCCGUCAGUGCUGUGGGAUUUCCCCCUCCUUCACACAUUAAAGGCAGAUUUGGGCCUGGGUCCACAUGAAAUAUCUAACUCCUAGAUUUAAAAGGACUUACUACAUUAAUUAAUUUCAUUGUUUACUAGAAAUACAGGCUAUGAAAUAAACUAAUUAUGAUUCCAUAGACAUUAAAAAUUGCGUUUCUUUAUAAAGAGGUAAGAGGCCUCUGUUUUCAUCUGUUUUUGUAGACUUAGCUUUUUUCUUAACACAGAGGAGAGCAGCUAGUAGCAGUUACCUGGGUGGGAAGGAAAGAAGAGAAAUUUCAGAGGAAAAUAUGGGGGAAAGCUUUAGUCAGCUUGUCAGGACACCACUUGCAGCUUCCUAUGGACUUAGAAAAGACAGGCAGAGAAGGAGCAAAAGAAAUGCGAUAAAGACAUCUAUGAGCACCAAGGUCAGAGGAAGAGGAGCAUGAGAAGGCGAUCCAUGGCAGUGUGGAACAGACAUCCACACUGCAGAUAGAGCAGGUGGGCAUUCCCUGAAAUACGGUUUUGUUUAGCAUCAGUUCCACUGUUGGAGCCAUGCAGAAAGUCAAACAGCAGCUAAGUGCAAAAUACCCUUUAAGUAUCAUGUUCUAUGUGCCUUAAUGGUCAAAAUCAUGGUAUCUGUCUCAUGGUCUCUAACAUCAGCAGCCUCCCUGACUACUGUUUGAAUCUUUGUUAGGAGAUUUAGAAAAGGCACAAAUACUUUGGCAUUGGUUUAUAUGGAAGAUGUUCAAACACUACAAAGACUGUUCACAGUUAAAAAUCAAUAGGUUGCGAGGCAGACAAAGAUAACCUGGAGAGAUGUCUGGAUAAAGGAAUUCAUCCCAUGAAAGACCACCUGAAGGCAUAAUGGAUUUUCCACUGCAGUAAACUACUCAAGGUUUCCAUUGGCUACUGCUCACGAAUUUUUGAGGUUGCUCAACAUGCCUAUGAGCUUUACAAACAUCUGUAGGUAUUUGUUAAAGCCUUUGAGAUACUUCAGUUUCUACUCCAUAAAAAAUGCCAAUAUUUUGUUUUAUAUUCUUCACAAUAUAUGUAAGUUCGGCAAAUUUGCUACAGAAAUGAAAUUGAGAAAGCCUGUCUUAGAACCAUGCAAUGUUUCCUUUGGAUAGUACUGAAAAAACUGUAAGAAAAAACAUAAGAAAAAAAAGUUAACUGCUAACAAAUAUGUGACCAGAUAAAAUCAGUAGCGCUUAUUAAUAGAAAAGGCAAAACGAAACAUGACGCAAAGAUAAAAUCCAAAUGCAAUGGUCUCCUUUGUUUGGAUUGAACAUUUCCUCAAUAUCAGCAUGUUCUGACAAAACAUUUCAAUUUUGCCAAAGUUGCAUUUUCUCGCAGAAACGGACUUUGUAAAAAGCUUCUGACUAACUCAAGCAUCUGUAUUCCAAGUGAUUCCUUUGGUGUUCUGCGGUUUUCAUCCACCAUGGAGCAAACACUUAGCAAGCCUCAUUCAUUCAUCUGGUCCACCAUAAGGAAGCAGAGCUAUUUUAAGCUUGUUGUAAUGGCACAUGUGUUACUUAGUAGGGCUGUCCAGUCAUGAGAGUGUGGGCCAGGAAUCCCUUUGGACACCCACCCAUGAGAUGGCAGCACCCUGGGGAUACACCAGCCCUGCAUGCCCAGAGGGAGCUUGCACCAAGCUUGCCUCCUUCUGGAGACAUCUGUAACUUCAGCUUAUCCACAGCAAUGACUCAUGAAUAGAAAUUCAUAUUUCUGUUUCUUCCCUCAUAACAAUAUCUUUCUUUCUACAAUGAAAGUUGCUGUCUUACAGCUGAACACUAAAAGCCAAUAAACACAUCACAAAGGCAAUCGGCUGCCAGAGUUCAGAAAGGGUUAAGGCAGCAGUUGGAGAGGUUUGGGGUGACGUCGUGCUUCUGGACGCCUGAGAAGUCUCUUGAAGGUAGUUCCCCUCUGGUGAGGAUGGGAGCCAGCCGAGGUCUGAAAUCCGAGAUCUCUUGCAGCCUGGAGCUGGUGAGGUCCCAGUAAAAGCUGUUUGCCUGCUCUCCCUUCCUGAGCAGUCACACCGCUGCACCGGCCUGAGCAGUAUGGAGCGAGCCCCCUGGACACACAUAGGACUUACCCUCCUCCAGCUCCUGCUCAUCUCCUGCUUGCCGAGAGAGUACACAGUGAUCAAUGAGAACUGCCCUGGGGCAGAGUGGAACAUCAUGUGCCGGGAAUGCUGUGAGUACGACCAAAUCGAGUGCGUCUGUCCAGGACGGAAAGAAAAAGUGGGCUACACCAUUCCCUGCUGCAGGAACGAGGAGAACGAGUGCGAUUCCUGCUUAAUACACCCAGGCUGCACCAUUUUUGAGAACUGCAAGUCAUGCCGUAACGGCUCCUGGGGAGGAACACUCGAUGACUUCUACAUCAAAGGGAUCUACUGCGCAGAGUGCAGAGCUGGCUGGUAUGGAGGGGACUGCAUGAGGUGUGGACAGGUUUUUCGGGCUCCUAGAGGUCAGAUUUUGCUGGAGAGUUACCCACUGAACGCACGAUGCGAGUGGACUAUCCAUGUUCAAGCUGGAUUUAACAUUGAAUUAAGGUUUUCCAUGUUGAGCCUGGAGUUUGAUUACAUGUGCCAGUAUGAUUAUGUGGAGGUACGUGACGGGGACAAUUUGGACAGCCGAGUAAUUAAGAAAUUCUGUGGGAAUGAAAGGCCAGCUCCCAUUCGAAGCACUGGGUCUUCACUCCAUGUCCUUUUCCAGUCUGAUGGAUCCAAGAACUUUGAUGGAUUUCACGCUGUCUUUGAAGAAAUUACAGCUUGUUCUUCAUCUCCAUGUCUUCACGAUGGAACAUGCAUUCUUGACAAAAGUGGUACUUAUAAAUGUGCCUGUCUCGCUGGCUAUACUGGGAGUCGCUGUGAAAACUUGGAUUUUUUUGAAAUAUCUGAACUGUCAGUGGUGAUGUGUAGGACUCCAGGUGCUCCCGCUCAUGGUAUUGUGGAAGGAGAUGACUUUAAAUACGGGGCCCAGGUUUACUUCAAGUGCAACGCAGGUUACAGUUUAAAAGGCAGCCGUGUUGCCUACUGUCAGCUUGAUGGGAUUUGGUCAACACAUCAUCCCGAAUGUGUUCUAGAUGAGAAAAGCUGCUCAGAUCCUGGUGGCCCACUCAAUGGCUACAGAAGAGUAGUGGAAGACACUGGGCUCUUGAAUGGACGCUAUGCAAAAAUUGGCACAGUCAUUGCUUUCUUUUGUAACAACUCCUAUGUUCUCAGUGGGAACGAACAGAGGACCUGCCAAGACAAUGGAGAAUGGUCAGGGAAACAGCCAAUCUGUAUUAAAGCCUGCAGAGAGCCAAAAAUCUCUGACCUGGUGAGACAGAAAGUGCUGCCGAUGCAGGUUCAGUCAAGGGAAACACCUUUGCAUCAGCUUUACUCAUCUGCAUUCAGCAAGCAAAAGCUUGAAAUCUACCCAACCAAGAAGCCAGCACUGCCGUUCGGAGACCUGCCCCCAGGGUACCAGCAUCUGCACACUCAGCUUCAGUAUGAAUGCAUUUCUCCUUUCUACCGUCGCUUGGGUAGCAGCAGGAGGACUUGUCUGAAGACAGGAAAAUGGAGUGGAAGGGCCCCUGUGUGUAUUCCAAUCUGUGGAAAAGCAGAAAAUAUCACUCUUCAGAAGGCUGUAACCUCUACCAGGUGGCCAUGGCAAGCAGCAAUCUAUCGGACGGCCAACGGGGUGAAGGAGAACAGUCUCAAAAAAGGAGCUUGGAUCCUCAUCUGCAGCGGGGCUCUGGUGAAUGAGCGCACCGUAGUGGUGGCAGCUCACUGCGUCACUGACCUGGGCAAGACCAUCGUGCUCAAGACAGCAGAGCUCAAGGUGGUUCUGGGGAAAUUCUACAGAGAUGAUGACAGGGAUGAAAAGACCAUCCAGAACCUGAGGAUUUCUGCCAUCAUAGUGCACCCCAAUUACGACCCCAUAUUACUUGAUUCUGACAUAGCUGUCAUAAAACUUUUGGACAAAGCCAGAAUCAGCAGUCGUGUUCAACCCAUUUGCUUGGCAUCUUCUCAUGACUUGACUUCAUCCACAGAAGACUUAAAAAUAACAGUUACUGGCUGGAAGGUACUGGCUGAUAUUAAAGAUCCUGGAUACAAGAAUGACACAAUCCGCAUGGGAGCUGUUCAGAUGGUGGACUCACUGUUGUGUGAGCAACAGUAUGAGGAUAAUGGGAUACAGGUCAGCAUCACUGACAGCAUGUUCUGUGCUAAACAGGACCACACAGCCUUCUCGAAUAUCUGCCCUGCUGAGACUGGUGGGAUUGCAGCCAUAACUUUACCAGGAAAAGCAUCUCCUGAGCUAAGGUGGCACCUGAUGGGAUUAGUGAGUUGGGGUUAUGAUAAAACUUGCAGCCUAGAACUCUACAGUGGUUACACCAAAGUGAUUCCUUUCAAAGACUGGAUUGAAAAGAACCUGAAAUAAAAAGCUGUGUCUGGAAAUGGCAUUUUAUAAUUAACAUGAUAUUUCUCACAGUCUGUUCUGCUUUAGGCUUUUUAUCCCAGUGAUGAACCACGCCUGGGAUAAGGUUAAGGCAGACACCCUGGUAAUCACCCUGGAUCAGACGCUCCAUCAGGCUACUCUCAAUUCAUGGCUAAAUGUCGUAGUGCAUGGGAAGUUUUGCCAUUUUUCACCUGUCUCCCCUGGUGGGAGGGUGAUAUCCUGCUCCCGAGUCUGAUGUACAGAUACAGGACAGCAAAUUGUGAUUGAAAUUAAUCUGUAGUUUGGAGUCCCCUAGAGAAGUCACUGGCAAGCCUCUCCCAAAGGUCAGUCUGACUGCCAGGAGUAGGAGGCUGCAAAGAGUAGCCUGAAUUCAUUAUGUUGGAUGAGCUUGUUAAGGUAUGUGCUAUCUCUAUUGCCAUAGUACAAUGUAAUCUUUUUCCCUCCAAAGUACUUUACAUGUUUAAAUAAACCAUGGUUUGUUUGUUUUUUUAACAUA
Molecule: messenger RNA, 7440 nt
Organism: Lagopus muta (rock ptarmigan)
Lineage: Eukaryota; Metazoa; Chordata; Aves; Galliformes; Phasianidae
Gene: PAMR1
Product: peptidase domain containing associated with muscle regeneration 1
Exons: 12
Coding region: 4560-6926 (788 amino acids)
Biological process (GO): complement activation; proteolysis
Cellular component (GO): extracellular region
Molecular function (GO): serine-type endopeptidase activity; calcium ion binding
Source: RefSeq, a predicted model, not a curated record